This is a messenger RNA of Meloidogyne enterolobii, 855 nucleotides long. The record is from the annotation of a GenBank genome assembly. NCBI's taxonomy places the organism in Eukaryota, Metazoa, Nematoda, Chromadorea, Rhabditida, Meloidogynidae.
AUGUUUAUUUUAAUUAUUAAACAAUUUUUAAUUAUUUUUAUUUUAAUUAUUUUAUUAUUUCCACCAUCAUUUUAUUCAAUUGUAACGAGAAAAAGAAAAUUAAUUUGUAAGAGAACCCCUUUUAAUCGAAAAACAACAAAUUAUAAAGCUUGGAGAGAGCAAAUGACUAUUUGUGAACUACUUGAAAAUUAUGACCCGGCAGUCCGUCCAUUAGGUCAGAUACCUAAUGCCGAGAGACGUGGACCUGUUAUUGUAACUACUUCUUUAUUUGUUAAUUCAAUUAGUGCUGUUAGUGAAAGAAAUAUGGAAUAUGUAGUACAAUUUCGUUUUCAACAGCAAUGGUUGGAUGAACGUUUAGCUUUUAAAAUAAGUGAGGCAGCUGAUUUGCAACAAAUUAAUCUUGCUAGAGACCAGCCUAUUUGGAUUCCUGAUAGUUUCUUUCAAAAUGAACGUAGUGGACAUUACCAUAUGUUAGAUCAAGAAAAUCGUUUCGUACAGGUUGAUGUUGAUGGACGUGUGACUUAUAAUAGAAGAUUAACUUUGACAUUAGCAUGUAAUAUGAAUUUACUUAGGUAUCCAAUGGACGUGCAACUGUGUUUGAUAGACUUUGCCAGUUAUGCCUAUACAAAAAAUGACAUUAUUUAUCAAUGGGACAAUGUUGGUAUAGAAAUUUCUGAUACAGCAAAUGGAGCAUUACCUAAUUUUGAAAUUGCUUCAUUAGAUAAUGAUACUUGUGAUUCUGAUACAAAUACUGGAUCAUAUUCGUGUUUACGUGUUCGUUUAACUUUGAGGAGAGUAUUUUCAUUCUUUUUACUUCAAUUGUAUAUUCCUUCUGCUAUGUUAGUUGGUAAGUGA